Molecule: messenger RNA, 4676 nt
Organism: Symphalangus syndactylus (siamang)
Lineage: Eukaryota; Metazoa; Chordata; Mammalia; Primates; Hylobatidae
Gene: ELF4
Product: E74 like ETS transcription factor 4
Biological process (GO): cell differentiation; regulation of transcription by RNA polymerase II
Cellular component (GO): nucleus
Molecular function (GO): sequence-specific DNA binding; DNA-binding transcription factor activity, RNA polymerase II-specific
Source: RefSeq, a predicted model, not a curated record
CCUUCUCAGAGCAGCUGGGGAAAUAGGUUCUCUUUGUCACUAACCCUCCCCCUCCUCUUCCUCCGCUAUGGGGCUUCUGUAGUGUAGUGCUCUUUCUUGCCACAUAACCACAACCCAAAGAGCUGGGGCGGGGUGAGGACAGGGGAUCCAGAGCGCUGCACCAGCUGCAGCAGCCUGCUCCUCCCUCCCUGCCGGGUCCCCAGCCCAGGCAAGGAGUCAGCCCCUUCCCACCCAACAACUGGAACCCUCCAGCCCCACCCUGUGUAUUCUGGAUCCAGUGGGGUCCACCAUCUGGAGCUUAAUGGGGCUCACAGCCCCUGUUGCUCUCUGGGAGGUCACCUGAAACUCAUCAUCUGGAUGAAUGCUUUUUAAUUUUCGAAGUGCUUUUCCACUGCCAUCUUUAUUCACCUGAGACUCCCUGGUGAGCACCUGCUAAGCCUGGAUUACUCACAACCCUCACCUGCUCGAAGGAUGACAGAAACCACAGCCCAGAAAGAUGGCCGACUUUUCCAUGGUCACACAUCUUGCUAGGAUGCAGCCAGAACGCUUCCCUCCUCCUCCCUGACCCUAGUCUACACUGUGGGUGGGCUGUGGGUCUCCUGGAGAAAGAGGAAAAAGCAUCUCUUUGCCUGGGACCUGCCAUCUAAUCACUCCUCCUCUGGGACAGAUCAAGGCCUGCAAAGAAGGUCGCUCCUGUGGUUGGUCCAGCCCAGAAUGCAGCCUUGAGCCUGGCUUAGGCCACCACCUACUCCAGCUCUCUCCACCCCCUAUUUUACCGCAGCUCAGGGGGUAGGCUCUAGGCUCCAAAGUACCUGGGUAGUGUCCCUUCAUCAAGAAAGCCCCACAGCUCUGGAGGGCUCUGAUAAUCCCACUGUCAGCUCUCUGAAAAGACAGCAUGGCUAUUACCCUACAGCCCAGUGACCUGAUCUUUGAGUUCGCAAGCAACGGGAUGGAUGAUGAUAUCCACCAGCUGGAAGACCCCUCUGUGUUCCCAGCUGUGAUCGUGGAGCAGGUACCCUACCCUGAUUUACUGCAUCUGUACUCGGGACUGGAGUUGGACGACGUUCACAGUGGCAUCAUAACAGACGGGACCUUGUGCAUGACACAGGAUCAGAUCCUGGAAGGCAGUUUUUUGCUGACAGAUGACAAUGAGGCCACCUCGCACACCAUGUCAACCGCGGAAGUCUUACUCAAUAUGGACUCUCCCAGCGAUAUCCUGGAUGAGAAGCAGAUCUUCAGUACCUCCGAAAUGCUUCCAGACUCGGACCCUGCACCAGCUGUCACUCUGCCCAACUACCUGUUUCCUGCCUCUGAGCCCGAUGCCCUGAACAGGGUGGGUGACAGUAGUGACCAGGAGGGGCAUUCUCUGGAGGAGAAGGCCUCCAGAGAGGAAAGUGCCAAGAAGACUGGGAAAUCAAAGAAGAGAAUCCGGAAGACCAAGGGCAACCGAAGUACCUCACCUGUCACUGACCCCAGCAUCCCCAUUAGGAAGAAAUCAAAGGAUGGCAAAGGCAGCACCAUCUAUCUGUGGGAGUUCCUCCUGGCGCUUCUGCAAGACAGAAACACCUGUCCCAAGUACAUCAAGUGGACCCAGCGAGAGAAAGGCAUCUUCAAACUGGUGGACUCCAAAGCUGUGUCCAAGCUGUGGGGGAAGCAGAAAAACAAGCCUGACAUGAACUAUGAGACAAUGGGGCGGGCGCUAAGAUACUACUACCAAAGAGGCAUCCUGGCCAAAGUGGAAGGGCAGAGGCUGGUGUACCAGUUUAAGGAGAUGCCCAAGGAUCUGGUGGUCAUUGAAGAUGAGGACGAGAGCAGCGAAGCCACAGCAGCCCCACCUCAGGCCUCCACGGCCUCUGUGGCCUCCGCCAGUACCACCCGGCGAACCAGCUCCAGGGUCUCAUCCAGAUCUGCCCCCCAGGGCAGGGGCAGCUCUUCUUGGGAGAAGCCAAAAAUUCAGCAUGUUGGUCUCCAGCCAUCUGCGAGUCUGGAAUUGGGACCAUCGCUGGACGAGGAGAUCCCCACUACCUCCACCAUGCUCGUCUCUCCAGCAGAGGGCCAGGUCAAGCUCACCAAAGCUGUGAGUGCGUCUUCAAUGCCCAGCAACAUCCACCUAGGAGUGGCCCCCGUGGGGUCAGGCUCGGCCCUGACCCUGCAGACGAUCCCACUGACCACGGUGCUGACCAAUGGGCCUCCUGCCAGUACUACUGCUCCCACUCAGCUCGUUCUCCAGAGUGUUCCAGCGGCCUCUACUUUCAAGGACACCUUCACUUUGCAGGCCUCUUUCCCCCUGAACGCCAGUUUCCAAGACAGCCAGGUGGCAGCCCCAGGGGCUCCACUGAUUCUCAGUGGCCUCCCCCAACUUCUGGCUGGGGCCAACCGUCCGACCAACCCAGCGCCACCCACGGUCACAGGGGCUGGACCAGCAGGGCCCAGCUCUCAGCCCCCUGGGACUGUCAUUGCUGCCUUCAUCAGGACUUCUGGCACUACAGCAGCCCCUGGGGUCAAGGAGGGGCCACUGAGGUCCUCCUCCUAUGUUCAGGGUAUGGUGACGGGGGCCCCCAUGGAGGGGCUGCUGGUUCCUGAAGAGACCCUGAGGGAGCUCCUGAGAGAUCAGGCUCAUCUUCAGCCACUUCCAACCCAGGUGGUUUCCAGGGGUUCCCACAAUCCGAGCCUUCUGGGCAACCAGACUUUGUCUCCUCCCAGCCGCCCCACUGUUGGGCUGACCCCAGUGGCUGAACUUGAGCUCUCCUCAGGCUCAGGGUCCCUGUUGAUGGCUGAGCCUAGUGUGACCACAUCUGGGAGCCUUCUGACAAGAUCCCCCACCCCAGCCCCCUUCUCCCCAUUCAACCCUACUUCCCUCAUUAAGAUGGAGCCCCAUGACAUAUAAGCAAAGGGGUCAGGGCAAGUGUGACCCACCAGGCAAAAUUGAGCAGCAUUUUCAUAGGGACCGACUUCAGUAGCACACCUGCCCCUGCAUUUCAGUGGGAUGUCAGUACACUUGACCCCAAGUCCCCCGGCCCUGCCUGGUGUCACUGUGGCCAAACAGUGCCCAGCUUAAGCAUCCCUGGCAUCAGACUAUGGCCUUCAAGAGCACUAGGGCAUAUGCUUUUGGCAGCAUAAGGGGCUGACUUGGUGAUGGAGGGAAAAAGCCUUGAGCCAGGCAGAAGUUUGUGGCCAGGGUUUGUGCAGCAGCUUUGUGAGAAGAGCCCUUCUACCUGGCUCUAUCUCACUGGCUGCAUUCCCUACACAGGGAAUUUACUACCCCAUAUGUGAAUAUCCCUGUAUGUACUUGUGUGUACUUGUUGGUCUCUAUCUUAGUUUCUUUGGGGAGGACAGGGCUGUAGCUAUGAGGUCUUGUCUCCAAGGGUGUGUGUAUGUCUCCGUGGAUCAGCCACAGGGAUAGGGAUUUUGUUUUUAAGGAAAAGCAUUCUCUAAUUCCCUUUGUUCAUGCCAAGAUUCAGUUGCUCUGAGACUAUGGGGUACAAAUUUGAUCCCCCGAAUCUGGAGAUGUUGUAGAGCUGGAACAAGUGCAGAGUAGGAACGCUUUGAUGCGCAUGCACAUUGGGGAAGAUGCGCUCCUCAGGGACACGAAGGCCGAGUAGGGUAAAACCACGAGGAGAGGGAAGGGAAGUCAGCUCUGGGAGCAGCCCUCAGUGGCUGGACCAAGGUACUCUUCCUGGAGUUUGCCGUGUUAGCAACCACAGUCACCUUGCAGUCAGGCUGGAAUCUUGGGCCACCCCAGAGUGCUUUGCUGAAGGAUUUAGAUGGGGGUGAAGUGCCCUCCAGCCUCAGAGCUAGCCACAAAGCCCCCAGAGCUGAAUUCAUUGAAUAUUUGUGCCUAGGGCUUGGGCUGUUUGUGUGAUACCAGCCCCCCGCCAGACAAUAGCCUUUGCUGACACCACAGCCUACUUCCCCGAUCCUGGGCUCCCUCUUGAUUACUUCUUGACAUUUUCCAGCUGUCAGGCGUCACUGGGGCUAGUCCGGCAGCGACCUAGAUGGGGUCCACCCCCAUUCCUGCUCAAACAUGGACACCUACCACAUGGUUUCUGCUGCUCAGCCUGCCUGCAACUCACCGUGAAGGCGGACCAGCCUGCCUCUAUGAUGACUGCAGCAGACCUCCUUGGGUGGACCAAAGCCCCUCAUCUCCCACUUUCACACCUAACCCUGACUCCUUCACCAAGAAGACGGGAGUCGGCAGCCAGGAGUUCCCGUGGCACCUCUCUCUCUGCGUGGCUCCCUGCUUCCCCCUUCCCUCUUUCCGAGGAAGGGUCAACCCAUUCUGUCUCAAAGCCAACCCCUAGGCCAAUUGCCUGGAUCUCCUCCCCUCUCCCUUCUUUAAAAGAGCUUGCCUCCCUCCUGCCAAGUUUGAGGGCAAGGCUAAGAAAUGUCAGCCACGGAAACAACUCUAUUAUCUGGUGACUUUGGGUAAUGUGAAUCAGUGCCCGAGGACCUUUGCUGUGUCCUUGGUACAAAACCAUCCACUUGACCUAACUACCUCCCCUGGCCGCGCUCUCGCUCUUCUCUUCUUUGCCAAGCCAACUAUCACCCUCUCCCACUCUUCUUCUCCCUGCCCCCUGGAGGGCACUGUGUUUGGUUGUGCAAAUGUAUUUACUAUGCGUGUUUCCAGCAGUUGGCAUUAAAGUGCCUUUUUCUAAUAAAAUCAGUUUAUUAUGACA